Diatraea saccharalis (sugarcane borer) is the source of this 1083-nucleotide messenger RNA. The record is from the annotation of a GenBank genome assembly. Lineage: Eukaryota; Metazoa; Arthropoda; Insecta; Lepidoptera; Crambidae.
AAUUAAAUCAUUGUUGUUCCAUUAACCGACCGGGCUGAACGUCUAAUUAAUAAAAUCUGAUGACAAAGUGAAAAUUAUUAAAAUGAAGUGGCUUGUAAUCGUAGUUUCCGUGGCUUUAGCAAACGGUUAUUCCAUAAAAGACAAUGAGGUAGAAACGGCGAGAUUGGACACAAGUGACGACUUAUUGGAUAGUGUUAUUAGUGAUUGUUUCGGAGCUGAUUCCUCGACGUCAUGUCUCAAAGUGAAAGUUCUAUCGUUCCUGGACACCAAGCUGGGAGUGACCUCUGAAUCAGCACGGGCGCUCGACGAAAAGAACAUCGACAAAGUUAUUUUCGAUCGUGUCGGUCGGGUCUUAAACGAGAAUGAAUUCAGAUUCAGACUUCCGGAGUUCCUUUUCCAGAGUGCUGAAGUGUCCUACAGAGCGGACAGGGGUUUCGACAUCGACUUCCCUGAAACUGAAAGCGAAAAUGGAGAAGCUCGUGGCAUAUUGAAGAAGAAACUGCUGCUGCCAGUUCUUCUCCUAUUGAAGCUGAAGAUGAAGGCUCUUAUGCCGAUCCUAGUCGCUAUCAUCGGCAUCAAGGCUGUGAAAGCACUUAUCCUCAGCAAGCUAGCCAUUACGCUUGUCCUUGGAUUCCUCAUCUAUAAUUUAUUGAUGAAGAAAGGAGGUAUGCCAAUGAUGAUGCCCACGGAAGCUGCACCGCCCGCGCCUCAAUACGGCCCACCAGCAUCCCAGUACGGGCCACCAUCGACACCCGCCGCCCCCGCAGACACCUACGGUCCUCAAUGGGAGCCAGCGAGCUCUGGACCGUACGCUCGCGUAUGGGAUCCUUCCCAACUAGCCUAUAGCUCUUACUUCCCCGGCGAUUCCAACGCAUCAGCCGCCUCCAACCAGUCGCCGAGCUACUCAAGCGUCUCAUCAAUCUCUACCUCGUCAUCAUCAUCAUCUUCACCCACCUAUUGAUAGUACUAUUAUGCUCCCAUGUAAAUAGAAUUCACGAACGAUACGGCUAGAGUAGUAGAGCUGGUUAUUUAUUGAAGUUAUUUAUUUUAUUUAAUGAACGGAAUAAAAUGUGUCGAUUUUCA